GGGCAUGAAUGAAUCGUAUCGUUUCGUUCCUUAUUGUUUCGGUUUAGUUUGUUUCGGAAUUUACUGGUGCAAAGGAGCGGUAGUUACUGCAGCGGAAGCGCGUGUGGAGUUGCCGAUGCCCUGGUUCGUUGUAAUUCAUUCGGUGUAACGAAGAAAAAAAAGCUCCCCUUGCGUGCAUGCAUAAGUUUUUGGUUCUAAUCAAUAUUUGGCAGACGGUCAUUUAAUUUUAAUUGUUUCCAAGCCGCGCCACCAAAAACUAGGCCUAAACAAUAGCCACCAAUUGUGCCUCUUCCCCUUCCACAACCAAACAACAAAUCGCCGAACAGCACCUGCGAAAAGACGAUGACAGGAAAGAGUGAUAGAGAAAUUCUGGCCAACUCUAUGUUUGAGGAUGACCCCAAUGGUAACUCAGCGCCCGCCACCACGGAGGAUCAAAGCUCCAAAGUGACCAACCAUCCCACGAAGUCGGCAACGGUAACCGCCACAACUGUUACGCCCCCACGCUGGGGACCCCAGAACAAAGGUGCCCAGGAGCUGGCCUCUUUGUACAGUCCAGGAAAACGUGCCCAGGAGAUCAUUUGCGUCUACACCUGUAUCUGCCUCAUGAUUAUCAACCUGGCCCUGAUUGUAAGGCACAUGCGUCUGGAUAGGAUCAGCGUGGCAUUCGUUUCUGCUCUUUGUGGAAUCAUUACAGCAGACUUUGCCUCCGGAUUGGUGCAUUGGGCGGCAGAUACGUGGGGAUCUGUGGACUUGCCAUUGAUAGGAAAGAACUUUCUCCGUCCAUUUCGGGAGCAUCACUUGGAUCCAACGUCGAUAACGCGCCAUGAUUUCAUUGAAACGAACGGAGACAACUUCAUGGUCGGCAUACCGAUCCUGGGCUAUUUGGCACACUACUUCUACAUCAGGUCGCCGAGUGAGAUUCAGCAGCAUUUUGGCUGGAUAGCUUACGUGUUUCUCUGCUCCAUAUUCGUGGCGAUGACCAACCAGAUUCACAAGUGGUCUCACACGUACUGGGGGCUGCCGAGGUGGGUGCUGUUACUCCAAAGCUGUCACAUCAUCCUGCCCCGUAAACAUCACCGCAUCCACCAUGUGGCGCCGCAUGAGACGUACUUCUGUAUUACCACCGGCUGGCUUAACUGGCCUCUGGAACGCAUAAGAUUCUGGUCAACAUUCGAGUUUCUCAUUGAGCACUUUACGGGCCUGAAGCCACGCGACGAUGACAUGAAAUGGGCAAAGAAACUCACAUAGGAUCGCUGCCCAACGACUGUAAAUAGAAACCUUGGACCAAGCAGCCUUACCUUAGCGAGAGUCAACUUCAACUGUUAUUAUUUUAUUGAAAUGUUUUGCACACUGACGUAGCUUUAAGCGAGAGCUGAUCACAUACGGUGAAAUCUAUACAAAAAUUGUUUGUUAUGGAUAGUUGAUGGUUAAUUAGGUGGGAGUGUGACUCUUGAAAUAGACACCAACCUCUUGCAAUAUCAAGCGCCUAUAUAUUACAUACAUUCAUUGAUCUCGUCCCAGAUUAAUCGUACUACGAGUGAGCCUUACGUAUACCUAAAAAAUAAGAAAUCGAACAAACUGAAUCCAGCACAAGCUUGUCGGAUAACUUUUUAAAACUUUACACAAAGCAAAUUAAACUAACUACUUGAGAUAUUAGCUUAAAUGGCAACUGAUUUUUGUACCCAAUCCGUAUAGAGAAAUUUUUAAGAAUUUUCAAUAACGCUGCUUUACAAUAGCUACAAACGAUGGAAACAAAUUUAUUUACAUAUAUUUAUAUAUACAGAGUCUAAUUAAAUAGGGGCUACAUGCAAUCAAUACCGUGACUUGACAAAUUUGCCUUAAAAACAUGUGUAUAUAUCAACAAGAUUUUGGGAAUAAGAUAAAUUUAUAAUUAAUAUAUAAUUUUUACAUAGUACGCACAAUUUUAGUGGAAUAUAUAUGUGUAAUGACAAAGGAACAAUUUACGUAUUUUUUUUAAUUUGUUAACCAAUAAAGUUUGUUACGUAGUUUACUAUCAGUUUUAGGAAAUUUUAUUAAUUUAAGACUUUUGUGGAGAGCUGAUUGCUUGUAUCAUUAGCCAGUUGUUGCACAUCAAACCUUAAAAGACAGCAAUACAAAUUGUGAUCUUAUUAAAAAAAAGUCAUACGCUAAUUUAAA
Drosophila ananassae is the source of this 2157-nucleotide messenger RNA. RefSeq names its product plasmanylethanolamine desaturase (gene Kua). Lineage: Eukaryota; Metazoa; Arthropoda; Insecta; Diptera; Drosophilidae. Gene Ontology annotation, molecular function: oxidoreductase activity. The record is from RefSeq and is a predicted model, not a curated record. The transcript is spliced from 6 exons. The coding region runs from base 343 to 1248 and encodes 301 amino acids.